Messenger RNA from Porites evermanni, 5412 nucleotides. The record is from the annotation of a GenBank genome assembly. NCBI's taxonomy places the organism in Eukaryota, Metazoa, Cnidaria, Anthozoa, Scleractinia, Poritidae.
GCUAAAGAACAUUGCGAAAAAGCACUUGCAAUCGCAGAGACAAUUGGCGACAGGAAAAUAGAAGCAACAAGCUAUGCAAACCUAGGAGGUAUCUUUAAUUCUCUUGGUGAAUAUGUCAAGGCUAAAGAACAUUGCGAAAAAGCAAUAGCAAUCGCAGAGAAAAUUGGCGACAGGGAAAUAGAAGCCAUAAGCUAUCGAAACCUAGGAUAUUUCUUUCAUUCUCUUGGUGAAUAUGUCAAGGCAAAAGAACAUUGCGAAAAAGCAAUUGCCAUCGCAGAGACAAUUGGCGACAGGAAAAUAGAAUCCACAAGCUAUGGAAAUCUAGGAAAUAUCUUUCAUUCUCUUGGUGAACAUGUCAAGGCUAAAGAACAUUGCGAAAAGGCACUUGCAAUCGCAGAAAAAAUUGGCGACAGGGAAAUAGAAGCCACAAGCUAUCGAAACCUAGGAUAUGUCUUUCAUUCUCUUGGUGAAUAUGUCAAGGCUAAAGAACAUUGCGAAAAAGCAAUUGCAAUCGCAGAGACAAUUGGCGACAGGAAAAUAGAAGCCAGGAGCUAUGGAAAUCUAGGAAAUAUCUUUCAUUCUCUUGGUGAACAUGUCAAGGCUAAAGAACAUUGCGAAAAGGCACUUGCAAUCGCAGAAAAAAUUGGCGACAGGGAAAUAGAAGCCACAAGCUAUCGAAACCUAGGAUAUGUCUUUCAUUCUCUUGGUGAAUAUGUCAAGGCUAAAGAACAUUGCGAAAAAGCAAUUGCAAUCGCAGAGACAAUUGGCGACAGGAAAAUAGAAGCCAGGAGCUAUGGAAAUCUAGGAAAUAUCUUUCAUUCUCUUGGUGAACAUGUCAAGGCUAAAGAACAUUGCGAAAAGGCACUUGCAAUCGCAGAAAAAAUUGGCGACAGGGAAAUAGAAGCCACAAGCUAUCGAAACCUAGGAUAUGUCUUUCAUUCUCUUGGUGAAUAUGUCAAGGCUAAAGAACAUUGCGAAAAAGCAAUUGCAAUCGCAGAGACAAUUGGCGACAGGAAAAUAGAAGCCAGGAGCUAUGGAAAUCUAGGAAAUAUCUUUCAUUCUCUUGGUGAACAUGUCAAGGCUAAAGAACAUUGCGAAAAGGCACUUGCAAUCGCAGAAAAAAUUGGCGACAGGGAAAUAGAAGCCACAAGCUAUCGAAACCUAGGAUAUGUCUUUCAUUCUCUUGGUGAAUAUGUCAAGGCUAAAGAACAUUGCGAAAAAGCAAUUGCAAUCGCAGAGACAAUUGGCGACAGGAAAAUAGAAGCCAGGAGCUAUGGAAAUCUAGGAAAUAUCUUUCAUUCUCUUGGUGAACAUGUCAAGGCUAAAGAACAUUGCGAAAAGGCACUUGCAAUCGCAGAAAAAAUUGGCGACAGGGAAAUAGAAGCCACAAGCUAUCGAAACCUAGGAUAUGUCUUUCAUUCUCUUGGUGAAUAUGUCAAGGCUAAAGAACAUUGCGAAAAAGCAAUUGCAAUCGCAGAGACAAUUGGCGACAGGAAAAUAGAAGCCAGGAGCUAUGGAAAUCUAGGAAAUAUCUUUCAUUCUCUUGGUGAACAUGUCAAGGCUAAAGAACAUUGCGAAAAGGCACUUGCAAUCGCAGAAAAAAUUGGCGACAGGGAAAUAGAAGCCACAAGCUAUCGAAACCUAGGAUAUGUCUUUCAUUCUCUUGGUGAAUAUGUCAAGGCUAAAGAACAUUGCGAAAAAGCAAUUGCAAUCGCAGAGACAAUUGGCGACAGGAAAAUAGAAGCCAGGAGCUAUGGAAAUCUAGGAAAUAUCUUUCAUUCUCUUGGUGAACAUGUCAAGGCUAAAGAACAUUGCGAAAAGGCACUUGCAAUCGCAGAAAAAAUUGGCGACAGGGAAAUAGAAGCCACAAGCUAUCGAAACCUAGGAUAUGUCUUUCAUUCUCUUGGUGAAUAUGUCAAGGCUAAAGAACAUUGCGAAAAAGCAAUUGCAAUCGCAGAGACAAUUGGCGACAGGAAAAUAGAAGCCAGGAGCUAUGGAAAUCUAGGAAAUAUCUUUCAUUCUCUUGGUGAACAUGUCAAGGCUAAAGAACAUUGCGAAAAGGCACUUGCAAUCGCAGAAAAAAUUGGCGACAGGGAAAUAGAAGCCACAAGCUAUCGAAACCUAGGAUAUGUCUUUCAUUCUCUUGGUGAAUAUGUCAAGGCUAAAGAACAUUGCGAAAAAGCAAUUGCAAUCGCAGAGACAAUUGGCGACAGGAAAAUAGAAGCCAGGAGCUAUGGAAAUCUAGGAAAUAUCUUUCAUUCUCUUGGUGAACAUGUCAAGGCUAAAGAACAUUGCGAAAAGGCACUUGCAAUCGCAGAAAAAAUUGGCGACAGGGAAAUAGAAGCCACAAGCUAUCGAAACCUAGGAUAUGUCUUUCAUUCUCUUGGUGAAUAUGUCAAGGCUAAAGAACAUUGCGAAAAAGCAAUUGCAAUCGCAGAGACAAUUGGCGACAGGAAAAUAGAAGCCAGGAGCUAUGGAAAUCUAGGAAAUAUCUUUCAUUCUCUUGGUGAACAUGUCAAGGCUAAAGAACAUUGCGAAAAGGCACUUGCAAUCGCAGAAAAAAUUGGCGACAGGGAAAUAGAAGCCACAAGCUAUCGAAACCUAGGAUAUGUCUUUCAUUCUCUUGGUGAAUAUGUCAAGGCUAAAGAACAUUGCGAAAAAGCAAUUGCAAUCGCAGAGACAAUUGGCGACAGGAAAAUAGAAGCCAGGAGCUAUGGAAAUCUAGGAAAUAUCUUUCAUUCUCUUGGUGAACAUGUCAAGGCUAAAGAACAUUGCGAAAAGGCACUUGCAAUCGCAGAAAAAAUUGGCGACAGGGAAAUAGAAGCCACAAGCUAUCGAAACCUAGGAUAUGUCUUUCAUUCUCUUGGUGAAUAUGUCAAGGCUAAAGAACAUUGCGAAAAAGCAAUUGCAAUCGCAGAGACAAUUGGCGACAGGAAAAUAGAAGCCAGGAGCUAUGGAAAUCUAGGAAAUAUCUUUCAUUCUCUUGGUGAACAUGUCAAGGCUAAAGAACAUUGCGAAAAGGCACUUGCAAUCGCAGAAAAAAUUGGCGACAGGGAAAUAGAAGCCACAAGCUAUCGAAACCUAGGAUAUGUCUUUCAUUCUCUUGGUGAAUAUGUCAAGGCUAAAGAACAUUGUGAAAAAGCACUAGCAAUCGCGGAGAAAAUUGGCGACAGCAAAAUAGAAGCAACAAGCUAUGCAAACCUAGGAGGUAUCUUUCAUUCUCUUGGUGAAUAUGUUAAGGCUAAAGAACAUUGCGAAAAAGCACUUGCAAUCGCAGAGAAGAUUGGCGACAGGAAAACAGAAGCCACAAGCUAUCGAAACCUAGGAUGUUUCUUUCAUUCUCUUGGUGAAUAUGUCAAGGCUAAAGAGCAUUGCGAAAAAGCACUUGCAAUCGCAGAGAAAAUUGGCGACAGGGAAAUAGAAGCAAGAAGCUAUGGAAACCUAGCAUUUAUCUUUUGUUCUCUUGGUGAAUAUGUCAAGGCUAAAGAACAUUGCGAAAAAGCACUUGCAAUCGCAGAGAAGAUUGGCGACAGGAAAACAGAAGCCACAAGCUAUCAAAACCUAGGAUGUGUCUUUCAUUCUCUUGGUGAAUAUGUCAAGGCUAAAGAGCAUUGCGAAAAAGCAAUUGCAAUCGCAGAGAAAAUUGGCGACAGGAAAACAGAAGCCGGAAGCUAUGGAAACCUGGGAAGUAUCUGUAUUUCUUUUGGUGAAUAUGUCAAGGCUAAAGAACAUUUCGAAAAAGGAAUUGCAAUCGCAGAGAAAAUUGGCGAUGGAGAAACAGAAGCCCAUUGCUAUGGAAACUUGGUAUUUAUCUUUUUCUCUCUCGGUGAAUAUGCCAAGGCUAAAGAAUGCCUCGAAAAAGCCUUUGUAUUGGAAAGAAAGUAUGGGAAUAGCGAACACGAGUCAAUUUGUCACUUACUUCUUUCAAUUCUUAUGUUAAAAGAAGGCAACAUAUCUGAAAGUAAAUCAAACGCCUUUGUCAGUUUUAAUAAGGCAGAAGCUAUUCGACGUCUGCAAGUACAUGAUAAAUUCAAGAUAUCGUAUUUUGAUCGAAUGUUUAGUAAUUACCGAAUACUCAGCCAAUUUCUUUGUGAUGCUGACUUUCCUUAUGAAGCUCUUUACACAGAAGAAUUUAGACGAGCGAGGGCCCUUAAAGACUUAAUGGCAGCUCGGUACUCUGUAGAAAACGAAAUACCAGUCAGUCCACAAACAUGGGAUUAUAUUGAAAGUAUCGUCAAGAAAGAAUGCAAUUGUGCUUGUCUUUACAUAUCAUACCACGGACAAUCAAUAAAUUUUUGGGUUGUUAAAGCAGACAAACCUUUAAUUUUCCAGCAAAUAAAAGUAAGUGAUGUUUUUGGAUCAGUAAUCAGAGUGGCUGACUUACUUUGUCGCGGAAUUUACAGAGAGGGUCUUUGCUUAGCUCCUGAACAGUGCGAGGAUCGAUCCUGGCUUCCCUCAAACGUUUACAGGGAGCAGGGGUGUGAACGCCUAACUGGAGAAGAAGAUGAAGUUGAGAACCAGCCACCCGAGCGUACUCCUGCUUGUCUCUACAAAAUGAUCAUUGCUCCUGUAGCCGACUCUCUUGAUGAGCCUGAAAUCAUCAUUGUUCCUGAUCGCCACCUUUACAAAGUUCCAUUUGCAGCCCUAGAAGACAAAGAUGGAAAGUGUUUAUCAGAGACUUUCAGGAUCCGCAUCGUUCCCUCUUUGACAACUCUAAAGCUUAUUCAGGACAGUCCAGCAGACUAUCACAGUCAGAGUGGUGUGCUGAUAGUGGGGGACCCUCACGUUGGUGAAGUGUCGUACAAUGGAAUUCUUCAGCCGGUAUCGAGGCUGCCUUUUGCAAAUAAAGAAGCAGAGAUGAUUGGAAAACUGUUUGGUACUCAACCUCUGCUAGGAAAACAAGCCACAAAGCAGGCGGUCCUUCAAAACAUUCAUUCUGUGUCUCUGAUACAUUUUGCUUGUCACGGUGAUGCCGAAAGAGGUGAAAUUGUUCUUGCCCCUCCACCCCUCACUGAUAGGACACCUCAAGAAGAAGACUACUUAUUGACUAUGGAGGACAUUUCGAAAGUUAAACUGCGAGCCAAACUGGUGGUCCUUAGCUGCUGUCACAGUGCAAAAGGACAAAUCAGUGCAGAGGGAGUUGUUGGAAUUGCUCGCGCGUUUUUAGGGUCUGGUGCACGCUCAGCGUUGGUGGCACUGUGGGCCAUAGAAGACAAAGCAACAAAAUAUUUCAUGAGUCGUUUCUACGAGAACCUUGUUCGUGGGAAAAGCGCCAGUGAAUCCCUUCAACAGGCCAUGAAGUGGAUGAGAGAAAACGGUUUCUCCAAGAUUUCGCAGUGGGCGCCAUUUAUGCUUAUCGGAGACAACGUCACGUUGGAUAUUCAGAAGUUAAGGUUAUCAAAAGAACAGUAG